This is a messenger RNA of Ceratosolen solmsi marchali, 495 nucleotides long. Its product is annotated as Ribosomal protein S28b. Gene Ontology annotation, molecular function: structural constituent of ribosome. The transcript is spliced from 2 exons. Gene Ontology annotation, biological process: ribosomal small subunit assembly; maturation of SSU-rRNA; translation. NCBI's taxonomy places the organism in Eukaryota, Metazoa, Arthropoda, Insecta, Hymenoptera, Agaonidae. Gene Ontology annotation, cellular component: ribosome; cytosolic small ribosomal subunit. The record is from RefSeq and is a predicted model, not a curated record. The coding region runs from base 63 to 260 and encodes 65 amino acids.
UGGCCGCAACUCGUUCAUUUCCGGGUAAAAUCUUUUCGUACUCGUAGCCACGUGAAAACACAAUGGAGAAACCCGUCGUCCUAGCGCGCGUUAUUAAAGUCCUGGGGCGUACGGGCUCUCAGGGCCAGUGUACCCAGGUGAAGGUCGAAUUUCUUGGUGAGGAGAAUCGACAAAUAAUAAGGAAUGUUAAGGGUCCGGUGCGAGAAGGUGACCUCUUAACCUUACUUGAGUCUGAGCGUGAAGCUAGGAGACUUCGAUGAGACACGCUGGUGAUUUUGACUACAAAUUCGUAUAAGUUAACCAACACGUUUUUUUUAUGGAAUUUCGUUAUCAGCUAUUGUAUAUCUGAAGAUUUUGCAGCAUAUUAUAAGAUAUUAAUGUAGAAUGCAUCAUUUUACAGAAUGUUGGUGUAUACUGUAUGACACUGUAGUCUAAGAUCUUAAGAGAAUAAGCGCUAUUGUGUUUGGAAUAAACAUUUGCUGGUAACCCAUAAAA